Messenger RNA from Miscanthus lutarioriparius, 3315 nucleotides. Lineage: Eukaryota; Viridiplantae; Streptophyta; Magnoliopsida; Poales; Poaceae. The record is from the annotation of a GenBank genome assembly.
AUGAGCUCAGGCGGACGUGGCGGCAAGCGGCGGGGUCCCCCACCCCCCGCUCCCUCCGGGGCGGCGGCGAAGAGGGCCAACCCCAGCCCCGGCACGCUGCAGCCGCCUCCUCCCGCGGCGGGCGCGGCCGCCGCGGAGGAGGAGGACAUGAUGGACGAGGACGUGUUCCUGGAUGAGUCCAUCCUGGCGGAGGACGAGGCGGCGCUGCUGAUGCUCCAGCGCGACGAGGCCUUCGCGUCCCUCCUCGCGCGGUGGAAGCGCCCCGCACUCCCCGCCGACCUCGCCGCCGGGUGCUCCCGCGCCGUCGCUUUUCAGCAGUUGGAAAUAGAUUAUGUUAUUGGUGAGAGCCACAAAGAAUUGCUCCCCAACUCAUCUGGUUCGGCAGCCAUACUAAGGAUUUUUGGUGUUACAAGAGAAGGUCACAGCAUAUGCUGUCAGGUGCAUGGAUUUGAGCCAUAUUUCUAUAUUGGCUGUCCUUCAGGGAUGGGUCCUGAUGAUAUAUCGCGCUUUCACCAAACACUAGAGGGGAGGAUGAAGGAGUCAAAUAGAAGCAGCAAUGUUCCAAGAUUCGUGAAGAGAGUUGAGCUUGUGCAGAAGCAGACAAUUAUGCAUUACCAAACACAGCAAUCUCAGCCUUUCCUCAAGAUAGUAGUAGCUUUGCCUACCAUGGUUGCUAGCUGUCGUGGUAUUCUGGAAAGGGGCAUAACAAUUGAAGGCCUUGGUUCAAAGAGUUUCCUUACAUAUGAAAGCAACAUUCUUUUUGCCCUUCGAUUCAUGAUUGAUUGCAAUAUUGUUGGUGGCAACUGGAUUGAACUUCCUGCUGGGAAAUACAGGAAAGCAGCCCGUGUCAUGUCCUAUUGUCAGCUAGAGCUAGAUUGCCUAUACUCAGAUCUGGUAAGCCAUGCUGCUGAAGGAGAAUAUUCUAAGAUGGCCCCGUUUCGCAUAUUAAGUUUUGAUAUUGAAUGUGCUGGUCGCAAAGGUCAUUUCCCAGAACCAACUCAUGAUCCUGUUAUUCAGAUAGCUAACUUGGUUACACAUCAAGGAGAAGGCCAACCUUUUGUACGGAAUGUCAUGACUCUUAAAUCAUGCUCUCCCAUUGUGGGAGUCGAUGUUAUGUCAUUUGAUACAGAGAGAGACAUUCUACUUGCAUGGAGGGAUUUCAUACGUGAAGUGGAUCCGGAUAUCAUAAUUGGAUACAAUAUUUGCAAAUUUGACAUGCCCUAUCUUAUUGAGAGGGCUGAGGUUCUCAAGAUAGCGGAGUUUCCAAUACUUGGCCGAAUCAGAAAUAGUCGCGUUCGUGUCCGUGAUACGACCUUUUCUUCGAGGCAAUAUGGUGUGCGUGAAAGUAAGGAUGUUACUAUUGAAGGAAGAGUGCAAUUUGAUCUCCUGCAGGCUAUGCAACGGGAUUACAAGCUGAGUUCUUAUUCAUUGAACUCUGUAUCGGCACACUUUCUUGGGGAGCAAAAAGAAGAUGUUCAUCAUUCAAUUAUAUCUGAUCUUCAAAAUGGAAACUCAGAGACACGAAGGCGGCUUGCAGUUUAUUGCUUAAAGGAUGCUUAUCUUCCUCAAAGACUGUUAGAUAAAUUGAUGUAUAUCUACAACUAUGUGGAAAUGGCAAGGGUCACUGGUGUUCCCAUUUCGUUUCUACUUUCGAGGGGACAAAGUAUUAAGGUCCUCUCUCAACUACUCAGGAAAGCAAAACAGAAAAACCUUGUUAUACCAAAUAUCAAGGGUCAAGGGUCAGGGCAAGAUACCUUUGAGGGUGCAACUGUUUUGGAGGCAAGGGCUGGAUUUUAUGAGAAGCCCAUCGCAACUUUGGACUUUGCUUCUCUGUAUCCAUCCAUCAUGAUGGCAUAUAACCUUUGCUACUGUACCUUGGUGCCCCCUGAGGACGCCCGUAAACUCAACUUACCUCCGGAAAGCCUCAAUAAAACCCCAUCUGGUGAAAUAUUUGUGAAACCAGAACUACAGAAGGGUAUACUUCCUGAGAUCCUUGAAGAAUUAUUAGCAGCUCGGAAAAGGGCAAAAGCAGAUUUAAAGGAAGCAAAGGACCCACUUGAAAGGGCUGUUCUUGAUGGUCGUCAGCUUGCACUGAAAAUAAGUGCAAACUCAGUUUAUGGUUUCACUGGAGCAACUGUUGGUCAGUUACCUUGCUUAGAGAUUUCUUCAAGUGUGACCAGCUAUGGACGACAAAUGAUUGAACAUACAAAAAAGCUUGUUGAAGAUAAAUUCACAACAGUAGGAGGUUAUGAGCAUAAUGCUGAGGUAAUUUACGGGGACACUGAUUCUGUGAUGGUACAGUUUGGUGUUUCUAAGGUUGAAGAUGCAAUGAAGUUAGGAAGAGAAGCUGCAGAUUAUAUUAGUGGAACCUUUACCAAGCCCAUCAAGCUGGAGUUUGAGAAGGUCUAUUUUCCUUACCUUCUGAUCAGCAAGAAGAGAUAUGCUGGUUUGUACUGGACGAACCCUGAGAAAUUUGACAAAAUGGAUGCAAAAGGUAUUGAAACUGUGAGAAGGGACAACUGUUUAUUGGUAAAGAACCUGGUAACUGAGUGCCUUCAUAAAAUACUGGUGGACCGUGAUGUUCCUGGUGCAGUCCAAUAUGUCAAAAACACCAUAUCUGAUCUAUUAAUGAAUCGUGUCGACUUGUCUCUUCUUGUCAUAACAAAGGGUUUGACAAAAACGGGAGAAGAUUAUGCGGUAAAAGCUGCUCAUGUGGAGCUUGCUGAGAGGAUGCGAAAGAGAGAUCCAGCUACUGCACCUACUGUUGGUGAUCGUGUUCCUUAUGUUAUAAUUAAAGCAGCAAAAGGGGCAAAGGCAUAUGAGAAAUCAGAAGAUCCAAUUUAUGUUUUGGACAAUAAUAUACCCAUUGAUCCUCAAUACUACCUUGAGAACCAAAUUAGCAAGCCACUUUUGAGGAUCUUUGAGCCAAUUCUGAAGAAUGCCAGCAAAGAAUUGCUUCAUGGAAGCCACACCAGAUCUGUUUCAAUCUCAACUCCUUCAAAUAGCGGGAUAAUGAAAUUUGCAAAGAAACAAUUAACUUGCCUUGGGUGCAAAGCUGUUAUCAGUGGUGCCAGUCAGACACUUUGCUCACAUUGCAAGGGAAGAGAAGCAGAGUUAUACUGCAAAACAGUAGCAAAUGUUUCUGACCUGGAGAUGCUCUUUGGGAGGCUAUGGACACAAUGCCAGGAGUGCCAAGGAUCUCUGCACCAGGACGUUCUCUGUACAAGUCGGGAUUGUCCGAUUUUCUAUCGGCGAAGGAAGGCUCAGAAGGAUAUGGCCGAAGCUAGGCUGCAGCUUGACCGGUGGGACUUCUGA